AUGUCCAGGGAUGAAGUUGUUCUGAUAACUUGUCGAAUUGAGAAUCUUGAUCUAGACAUGGUUAAUGGAACAAUCAAAGAAAAGCUUCAGGAUUUUAAAAACGAACUAUACGAAAUGAGGUUCAACAUGACAACUGGUGUAGCUUCACAGAGGAAGCUAUCGGUAGCUGCUGUUGAUUUCCCAAGGAUAAAUGAGAGCUACACUGGA
Messenger RNA from Thlaspi arvense, 207 nucleotides. NCBI's taxonomy places the organism in Eukaryota, Viridiplantae, Streptophyta, Magnoliopsida, Brassicales, Brassicaceae. The record is from the annotation of a GenBank genome assembly.